AUGACUGAGCCAAGAACGCAGAGUCAGAGUCAGCCUCGGUCUCAAUCCUCACGCGAUGGUUCAAUCAGCUCAACCAAUUCAGCAGGAGGAGGAGGAGCUGUACCGACAGGAGGAGCGGCUGGCUUUCUGUCCAAGAUCACCAGAUCCCCUUCGCGCAGACACAAACCUCUAGGAUCUAACGGCUCCGUCGACGGUGCCCUCUCUGCGGCAGGCUCAACACCACCUCGCCCUCGUCCCCGACCAGCCUACACGCGAACGGCCACUGCCCCUCCUGCGCCCGUCACCUUCAACACCAUCAAACCCGAUCUCGUCGCCCGAACCAACAGUGACGUGACCAAUCACGCUACAUCUGACAACAAUAUGCUAGCCCUUCCAAUUGGGAGUAUUGGCCCAGUCUACAACCCCUCGGGCGUGAAUCGCGCGCCGCUGCACAAAGUCUCCAGUAAUGUCAGCGUUGGAGAUGAUACCGCCAGCACGCACGCAACGAAAGGCAAAGAAAACACACCGCGAGAGGUGGAUGUGCCCUCGGCGUUGGCACUCAAUGGGCUGCUCCUGAACAACUCGGCCGUGGCAGGAGCAAACCAGGCCAAUUAUUUUGCCUCUUACGCGCUGAUACAAGAAUUGACACACAAGAGGAUAGGAACGUUGGAGUACCUGCGAAAGGCGCACGAGGGCAGGACUUUUUGGUUCAAUACAGUCCAAUUCCAUGAGGCCGAUAUCACAAAACUGCCGUCGUAUACGCCCAACCGACUUUCACGACGAGCAGUUAAUUUCAUGCUCUUGGGCAUGUCUCUGCCAACGAUUCUAGACUUUCACCCUCCUCAGCCGCAGACUCAAACCAACGCUGCGAAUAGCACAGCUGUCGCACAAGACUAUUUGAAGAAUUUGAAUACGCUUUUUACCGAGUUUGAAUCCUUCCAACAACUACAUCCCCCUGAUGGCAGUUCGACAAGUUCAUUGAGUCGGGCUCGAAUCCCUCAAAUGUUCAAGAGGGCCACUACGACGUCCAGACCUCGGAAAUCAAGCGGACCGGUCACUGACAUUGGCCUCCCCAUGCUUCCGACUACUUCACCGCCCUCAUCAGUGCCGGAAGGCGGGCACCAUGGCUCACAACCCUCGAUAGAUACUACGGCCAGUGGAGCUACUUUUGCCUCAUCGACAACCACGCUGGUGAAUCCUUCGCCUUUGGCUCCCAUGCCAGCAGUCAACUUUCCCAGCGCAUCAGCAUUUCCUCCUCCAGCACCAUUCGAUGCGCCGAACUCAACACUGUUACCCAAUGAGGGACCCUACACGCAUCUUCAAACUCCGCCUCUCCCGUUCACGCCGGACUUUUUCACCGUGUUUGCAACCUUGUGCGACACGCUGAUCGACACUUAUCAGCGGUUGCUACAGAUUCUGACGGGUCCGGCGGCUUGUACAAACGUUAUCAGUGAGCUAUUCGCCAAAGUCGACGGGCGAAUACGAAAAGUGAUCGUCUCCUCGAUCAUACGGGAGUUUGAGCAAGCUUCUCGGGAGGCGGCCAAAAGAGAGAUGAUAGGCGUGCAGAAAGUGGUGUUGGGAGGAUUGAUGGCAUGA
Cladophialophora psammophila CBS 110553 is the source of this 1575-nucleotide messenger RNA. RefSeq lists its product as uncharacterized. Bases 1 to 1575 code for a protein of 524 amino acids. The record is from RefSeq and is a predicted model, not a curated record. The transcript has a single exon. Lineage: Eukaryota; Fungi; Ascomycota; Eurotiomycetes; Chaetothyriales; Herpotrichiellaceae.